AUGUUCCUUGGCAUCCAAGCUCAUCACACAGCAGAUGGGAUUUUUCUACAGCAAUCACAUUAUGCCAACGCCAUACUAGAAUCAGCAGGCUUCUCUUCUUGCAAACCUGCAGCCACACCCAUUUCCCCUAAGACUGGCAACCAACCAUCAACCGAUCCCCCAUACCCAGAUCCCACUUUCUACCGUCGCUUAGCCGGUUCCCUUCAAUACCUCACCAUCACCCGUCCCGAUAUAGCCUUCGCCACCAACUGCAUUUGCCAACACAUGCAUAACCCCUCACUCCACCAUUUCCAACUCCUCAAACGCCUCCUACGCUAUAUUAAAGGGACGAUUCAUUUUGGCUUACCAAUUUGCAAGGGAGAUCUCACCCUUCGAUCCUAUGCCGACGCUGACUGGGCGGCGGACUCAACUGAUCGUAAAUCAGUUACCGGUUUCUGCACAUUUCUUGGUCCAAACCUCAUUUCCUGGCAUGUCAAAAAGCAGGUUACUGUGGCAAAAUCAUCCACCGAAGCUGAAUACAGGGCACUCUCCUCCGCCACCUCCGACGUCAUUGUUACAACUCGGGCUUCCGA
This is a messenger RNA of Dendrobium catenatum, 572 nucleotides long. RefSeq lists its product as uncharacterized. The record is from RefSeq and is a predicted model, not a curated record. The annotation marks the transcript as partial. The transcript has a single exon. NCBI's taxonomy places the organism in Eukaryota, Viridiplantae, Streptophyta, Magnoliopsida, Asparagales, Orchidaceae.